Candidozyma haemuli is the source of this 3570-nucleotide messenger RNA. It is a transcript of the gene PEX6, whose product is annotated as AAA family ATPase peroxin 6. Gene Ontology annotation, cellular component: peroxisomal membrane; cytosol. The record is from RefSeq and is a predicted model, not a curated record. Gene Ontology annotation, biological process: protein import into peroxisome matrix. The coding region runs from base 1 to 3570 and encodes 1189 amino acids. The transcript has a single exon. Gene Ontology annotation, molecular function: ATP binding; ATP hydrolysis activity. NCBI's taxonomy places the organism in Eukaryota, Fungi, Ascomycota, Pichiomycetes, Serinales, Metschnikowiaceae.
AUGCCUCUGUCGGUGGAAGUGAAGGAUCCUUCCAUUGCGACGGUCGCCAACGUCCACGUGAUCAACGACCCGACCUUCUUGCAAACGGACUCGGUCGCCUUGUCGUUUGAACUUUUCGUCAGACUCUUCCCCAAUACCCAGAAAGAUGUACCUAUAGACGAUAAGGAGCCCAAGUUUGUACUUAUAAAGUUUAUUGGUGUUCCUGAUUACUUUAACGAGUUUGUGGUUUACCGGGUCACUCUUAUAGAUAACGACUCGCCUACGUCAUCUUCGGUGACGAUCACCAACCACUCGAAUUUGGUGAAAUUUGGUAAUAAUAUUACUGUUAACGGAUGUGUCAUUCAAUCGAUUGACUCUGCUUCUAUCCCGCUGCUUUCUAAGGCGUACGUGGAGGUUCCUGAUGGAAUUUUUCACGUGUUGCAGAAUACUCCUUCUCUGACGGUGAAGGAGAACUUUGUCAACCAAUGGGCUGCUAGCAGUGCUUCGGUGGUUUCCAUCAACAGCUCGAUUAGAGAGAUCAACGGUACAGUCAAACUCUGUGAGCCGUUCUUCCAGGGUAAAGUUGAUUCUAACACUGAGCUCAUCUUUGUCAAGAGACCCCACGAGAACGCUCCUGCUGUGGUCGAGGAGGUUUCAGACGAUGAAGUUGAUGAGGAUCUCGACUUUGACGUGUCCCAAUACCUCUCGAGAAGUAUGCAUUUGAACGCAGACGAAGCUGUUUCAUCGUCUUAUCCAUUGAAGGCUCGCCCAUUGCCAGAAAGGAUCUCCAUCAAUGAUCUUCCGUCUUUCUUUGCUCGUGAAGACUCUGACUUGUACGCUUACCUUAGUACGGAUGAUCUUUCCAGAAUUGGGUUCCCGCUUUUUAAUGGUGACCUUGCAUCACUUUCAGUGGGUGAUCUCGAAACAAAAAUCAAGGUCUUUACUGUCUUGGAACCCAACAAGUCGUUCCAGCCAGGUACCAUCUAUUUAUCCCCAUUGCUUUUGGUGAACCUUGAUGUUGACGAAGACACCAAAGUCACGUUGAAGCCAAUUCAAUCCAAGAACAAUACCUUUACUGAUGCAUUUCCAAUCGCCAAGACGGCCACUAUUUCAAGAAUUGCAUCCCCAAUCACCACUGAUAGAACCUACCAGCAAAGCUUCCUUUCUGAGCUCAAGAAUAAAUUCCAUUCAUGUGUCAAGGUGGUUCGUCGGGGUGACGUAAUUCCAGUUUGCAUCGACACUGUCCUUGCUAAGACCAUCUUCGAUGUUUCUACUCAACAGCAGCUGCAACAAAACCAAAACGGUCAUAACGAGGAAGAAGGUUCGGGCCUUCCUCCUGUUCCUCUCUCCGGAAACCCUGACGCCGUCGCAUGGUUCAAGGUUCUCGAGGUAAAUGGUGAAGAUGACGAAGAUAUCCAAGGCCAAUACCGUAUUGAUCCAAACCAAACUGCGCUUACUUCCUCAGGCGUGGAGUUCUUGAGGGCUCCUAAGAAUGCAUUCACAGACUUCCUGACAUACCUACAGCUUCCGCCUAUCUUUGACUUUGCAAAGGCUAUCGAAAAUGCUCCAUCCCACUUCAAGUAUGCAGAAGAGUUUCAAAGAAUCUUGCAGACAACUGUGGAUUCCAAGACCAACAUUCGUCUAAAGACAACGAUAUUGUUGAACUCUAUGUCGAGAGGUCUUGGUAAAACCACCAUGGUGAGAAGUUUUGCUCAGAGCAUGGGUCUCAAUCUUAUCGAGCUAGAUGCAUUUGACUUCGUGAAGCCUGGUGCUGAAUUGAAGUCUGUGGGUCUUUUAUCUGGACGUAUCGAGAAGUACCUCAAUGGCCAGCUAGAGGCAGCCAAUUCCAACUGCUUCCAUAUCCUUUACAUCAAGCAUAUUGAGAACUUGUGUGUUCAGACAGACCCUAACGAACAACGUGCAAGCAGCUCCACUUCACUUUCAUUGAGAGUGGUUCAAACACUCAAGGAAUUCUUGGACAAAUACGAGAACAUGGCUCUUGUGGCCAGUUGUAAUGACAUUGACAAGUUGAGUGAAAGCUUUACUCAAAUUGUGAAAUUCCAGAUUGAUGUUACUGUCCCAGAUGAACAAGAAAGACGUCAAAUUUUUGCAUACCUUCUUGACAAGGAGACGAAGGCUUUUAACAACGAGGCAUUGCCACAAGCAUUUGAAGAUAAGGUGGAGUUCGAAGGCCGUCUCGACAUCUUUAGCUUGAAGUAUGCCAAGCGUUCUGAUGUGAGCUACCAAUCUUUGGCAUUACUGUCUGCUGGUUUGACCCCUAGAGACUUGGGCUCCAUUGUUAGAAAGUCUAAACAACUUGCUAUCAAAAGACUCAUGGCUCAAGCUAAGGACGUUGGCAUUGCCUUCGAGAAAAUUGUGAAGAUUGCCAACGGUGGUCUUGUACAACUCACUCCAGAAGACUUUGACAAGGCUAUCAAUGAUGCCAGAAACCAAUUUAGUGACUCGAUUGGUGCACCAAGAAUUCCUAACGUCAAAUGGGAAGAUAUUGGUGGUUUGGAUACCGUCAAGGGUGAGAUUUUGGAUACUAUUGAUAUGCCAUUGAAGCACCCAGAACUCUUCAGCAAUGGACUUAAAAAGAGAAGUGGUAUCUUGUUCUACGGUCCUCCUGGUACUGGUAAGACUUUGUUGGCCAAGGCCAUUGCUACUAAUUUCUCGUUGAACUUUUUCAGUGUUAAAGGUCCAGAAUUGUUGAAUAUGUACAUUGGUGAAUCCGAAGCAAACGUCCGUCGUGUUUUCCAAAAAGCCAGAGAUGCCAAACCGUGUGUUAUCUUCUUUGAUGAGUUGGAUUCCGUCGCACCAAAGAGAGGUAACCAGGGUGACUCUGGUGGUGUCAUGGACAGAAUUGUGUCGCAACUUUUGGCUGAGCUUGAUGGUAUGAGCGGCGGUGAGAGCAACGGAGACGGUGUCUUUGUUGUCGGUGCAACUAAUAGACCCGAUUUAUUGGACGAGGCUCUUUUGAGACCUGGUAGAUUCGAUAAAAUGUUGUACUUGGGUAUCUCUGACACGGACGAUAAACAGACCAAGAUCUUGGAGGCAUUGACUAGAAAGUUCAAGCUCAGUGACGAGGUUGACUUGGCCAGCAUUGCCGAAAAAUGUUCAUUCACAUUGACAGGUGCCGAUUUCUAUGCGUUGUGCAGUGAUUCUAUGUUGAAUGCUAUGACUAGAACUGCCAACGAGGUUGAUGCAAAGCUCAAGACGUUCAAUGAGCAGCGUAUUGCUGAAGGCAAAGAAGAAGUCUCAAGCAGAUGGUGGUUCGAUAAUGUCGCCACGCCGGCAGACAUUAAUGUGCUAGUGACGAUGCAAGAUUUCGAGAAGUCGCUCAGCGAGUUGGUACCUUCUGUGAGUGCCGACGAGCUUAAUCACUACUUGAGAGUGAAGGAGAACUUCGAGGGUGGCAAAAAGAAGGCGCAACAGAACGAUGGACAAGCUGAUGCUGAACAGCAACAAGACGGAAUUCCCCAGCAGUUGAUCGAGGAAUUGCGUGCCAAUGGCCACGACGUUGCUGGUUUGGAGAACGGGACCGUGACGAUCAACGGCAACGGUAACGGCAAUGGCAACGGCCAUUCAUAA